This is a messenger RNA of Caenorhabditis remanei, 1089 nucleotides long. RefSeq lists its product as uncharacterized. The coding region runs from base 1 to 1089 and encodes 362 amino acids. Gene Ontology annotation, molecular function: RNA polymerase II transcription regulatory region sequence-specific DNA binding; DNA-binding transcription factor activity, RNA polymerase II-specific. The transcript has 6 exons. Gene Ontology annotation, biological process: regulation of transcription by RNA polymerase II. The record is from RefSeq and is a predicted model, not a curated record. Lineage: Eukaryota; Metazoa; Nematoda; Chromadorea; Rhabditida; Rhabditidae.
AUGCCCGAGUUGAAGAAGAAAGACGAAACGAAAGAUCAGGAAGAUCCAGAAAUGAACUGCCCACCACUUCUAAGAUCAAAUGGAGCCGAUUUGAAUCAGUACUCAAAAAGUCUUAUGGAACAAUUGCAGGCGCAGCUGUUUGCAAACCCAUCUCUUCAGUUUCCAUCAUUUCCUCCAGCUUUUUCGAUUGCUGCUUUAACAAAUAACCAACAUGAGAUCAAGGACGAAGACGGGAAGAAAACACCAACUGGAGAUAAUAUUCUUGAUGGAUCUUCAACACUGGAUUGCAGAGAGAAUGGAUCUCCAUCAGAUGGUACUAACAGUCCAGACGAUAACGGAAAAAGGAAGCAAAGAAGAUAUCGUACCACAUUCAGUGCUUUCCAGUUAGACGAGCUUGAGAAAGUGUUUGGCAGAACCCAUUAUCCAGAUGUGUUCACGCGGGAAGAAUUGGCAACACGAGUCCAACUGACAGAGGCACGAGUUCAAGUGUGGUUCCAAAACAGACGUGCAAAAUAUCGCAAGCAGGAACGAAGCAGUACUCAUCAUCCUUAUCAAGCUCCAUUAAAUAUUCCAAAUUCAAAUGGAGAUAAUCCAUACCAGAUGAUGCUGAGUCAAGAAGCGAUUUUUGCAGCCAUCAAUCAACAAGCCGCCGCUCAUCUUUUGAGUGAACAAGUACGAAUGGCUAAUGCAGAUCGUCGGUCGCAAUCUCCAUCUGUACCCGUCACUUCUGCUUCUCCAGUUUCUCAAAACGCAGUCACACCCACAUUUGCAUCAAACGCGGAUGCACUCAACUUGUUUUUCGGAGGAGUAGCACCAGUCACUCAACAACUUCUGUAUGUUCAACAACUCAGCAGAGCAAUGGAUGCAUUCCGAUCACAACUUAUGGCCAAUGCACCAUCAGGAGCAACUGCUGAAGUAACCGACAUUGUUCCAUUGAAGACAGAAGAUUCGAAAUCAAACAGCCGAGCUGGCAGUUCCUCGCCAACACCAACAGAGAGCUCCAGAACAGCCGCCAACUCAGCGAGUCCAACAAACUUCGCCGAUAUGAACAGUCUGAUAUCCGACGUUAAGAAGGAAGAGAGUCCAUGA